AUGUCGCUGUCCAUUCUCGCUCGCUCUUCUGCCGUCCGCCAACAGGCUCUCUCCCGUGGCUUCCACGCCUCCAAGGCUGCUCGUUCCGCUGGCCACGACGACUACCAUCAUCUCCCUUUCGCCUGGCCAGGCCAAAAGAAGGCAGCUUUCGGCGCAAAGGUCGCUGUCUAUCUUACUUUUGGAUUCUCUAUCCCCUUCAUCGCGUCCUGGUACCAAAUCCAGAAAUCUGCAGCUGCAACCGACUAG
This is a messenger RNA of Psilocybe cubensis, 246 nucleotides long. RefSeq lists its product as uncharacterized. NCBI's taxonomy places the organism in Eukaryota, Fungi, Basidiomycota, Agaricomycetes, Agaricales, Agrocybaceae. Gene Ontology annotation, biological process: mitochondrial electron transport, cytochrome c to oxygen. The coding region runs from base 1 to 246 and encodes 81 amino acids. The record is from RefSeq and is a predicted model, not a curated record. The transcript is spliced from 3 exons.